CACAGUUAAAAUUAGGUUAUAUUACUAUGUUUAUUUGGAAAUUCUCUACAAAAUCAUGUUUUUGAAAUUAAUUUAAAUAAUUGCAUUAAUCGAAUUAAUUUUGUACAUUUGUAAAUUUACUGUUCUGGUUAAAUUCCGUGAUGUAUCCCGAAAAUUAAUUAAUAUUUUUAUCAAUAGUUAGUACAUAAAAAUUAUUAAGGUUAUCCUUCGGCUUUGGAAGUGUUAAUAAGUUAGUACUAGCGUUAUUAAUACAUUUUAUAGAUUUUUUAAAAUGAAGGAAGAGAAUCAUUCACAAAGUGCCGAAUCAUAUAAGGAACAAGGAAAUGCUGCUAUUCAAAGAAAGGCAUUUGAAGAAGCAAUCUUACAUUAUACAUGUGCCAUAAAAAUUGAUCCUCAAAAUUCUGUUUUAUACAGUAACCGUUCUUUUGCAUUUUUAAAAGUCCAGCAGUAUUUUCUAGCCAUGGAAGACGCCAAUGAAGCUAUUAAAUUGAGUCCAAAUUGGGCCAAGGGUUAUUUUCGAAAAGCCGCAAUUCAUCAUGAAACGGAGCAUUAUUUGCAAGCUAUAGAAUGUUACCAUAAAGCUUUAGAGCAUGCACCUAAUGAUCAGGUUAUAAUAGAAGCUAUAAAAACAACAGCUCAAAAAUUACAUAAAGACCAAAAGAGUGAUGCCCAAAUUCCUUGGGUGGGUGCUGGAGUGGGAAUUGUGGUUGGAGUUAUGGUUGUGAUAGCAGAUUAUGUUUAUACCAAUAAACCCACUCUUACACAUCCAAUUCUGAUGGCAGUAAUGACGAUAGUAAUUGCCCUUAUAGGGUAUGGGGUAGCAAAGGUUUGUCGAUAUUAUAUAAAGUGCCAAAGAGAUUCACUUCUUCAGCCACCAAUUGAUUUAUGUCCCAAAGAAGAAUAUGAAAAAGAAAAUCUUUUAGAAAAUGAGCAUAGAAAUACACCAAGAUACACUAAAUCUCAGGCACGACAGCGCUAUAAAAAAGGAAAACAGUAGUAAUUAAUUGCUCAUAAAAAAUGUAUAAUUGGUUAAAAAUUUAAUAGGGGUUGAACAAGGUGUACCUACUUACCUAAAAGGAUGGGGUAUAAUUAUUAUACUACAAGCAAAAUAAGUGGUAUAAAAUAAUGUUAAUACCUGUGGUGCUUGUUUUCUUUUAAUAUGGUAACUAUUUUUUAAAUAAUUCCUUACGAAUAAUUUUAAUCAUUUAUGAAACUAUUGUGCUAUAGUAUUUCGAAAUGAAUAUUUACUGUAGGUAUUAAGAAUUUUUCAUCAAUUGUUUAGGUCAAUUUUUUGUUAUUUAUUUAAAGUUUUUAAUGGUUUAAUAUUUUUAAACGUGCAUUUAACUAUUAAAAGUGGAACGGUAUUCAAUUUUAAGGGUUCUUUAUCAAAAGAAAACCAUAAUGGUAAAAUUUCGGUGUUUGUCUGAAUGCCUGUGUGUCACGGUUGAGUAAUUAUUAUGAUAUUUAUUUAUUUGCCCGUAAUUUACAAUGCAUGCUACAGAAGGAAAAGAUAAUCUAUGGUUAUAAAUAUUUUUUUUACAUUUUGUUAAUUGUUCCUCAUACAUAUUGUAUCAAUUCUUAACAUUUAAGAUUAUUCAUGGUCUUUAAGAUGAACAAUUGUUUCGGUUAUGAAACAGCUAUUUUUGGCAUUUUUUGUCAAUGAUAUUUUAAAUUUACCGAAAGAAGGUAAAUAAAGUAAAGAAAAAAUGCAAAAAUACUAAAAACGACCAAGCUUAGAAUGAUUAUAAGGAGCAACAAAGAAAUAUUUUUAGAAAACUUCUAGCUCGGUGUUUUGGGAAUUAGUUGUGUUAUAUAUAUUUUUUUUAUUUAUCACCAAAAAUUUGCAAAAAAGUACUACAAAGCUACUCAAAAUAUAACCAGCUUAUCUCGUGAACUUGUUGGAAGGCACCUGUGCCUAACUAAUAAGUUCGAUUUUAAUCUAGUCUUCGCUGAAAAGCUGUUUGUUAUGUAAAUGUGUCUCUUUGAGAUUUAAAAAAAAAUUGCCUCCGUAUCAAAACAAACCAGAGGUCAUCAUUUUAUUUGCAGGCGAAUACGAUACAAAAUAUUGUGCAAAAUUAUUUUUAAUGCAAUAAAUUACGCUAAAUAGUGUAUUUGAUAAGGUACGAAACCCUCGGCGCACGAGUCGAACUCAGAGUUGAUUUUGUUUUGAACUGCACACUAGUUAAGUUUUUAUUAAUGUCUGCGUUACUUAUUAUUUUUUGAUUUAUUAUCAAAGAUAUGGGAAAAAUAUAUUCCCCCCUUUUCUUUGAAAUUUGCAUACUUACAAAAAAUCUAAAAUAAUUCACGCAGAUAGUGUAAAUAUUACCGAGAAGAAAAUGGUUCCGAAAAAAAGGAUGUGUUAAUUUUUGUUAGAUUGUGGGGUCAAAAUAAAAUGGUUUUUAAAUUAACGAAAGGGAAUUAUACAUACUGGAAAUCAUUAUCACCAUUUUUUUUGUAUAAAAUGCGGUAUCGGCACACGAACUUAAUAAAAAGUGUUUAAUUUUGAAUGUAGUUAGUAAAGUGAUUUUUAUUCUUUAAUUGUUAUCGAACUGAAGCAAUAUGUAUUUAUUUAUCCUCCUUUUUAUUUCAUUUAAUUAAUUAAUUGUUCUUUUAUUACCCUAAAAAUAAGACGAUCUGUAAGGAACUAAAUAAAAAAUAACAUUUUAGUCAAACAAUUUACAUUCCUUUCUUUAACAUAAUGAUUGUGAUGCAUUUAUUGUAAUGCAAAUUUACUUUUUGUGUUUCAUAUCACAGUGGCGUAACCAAAGGAAGGCAUUUACUGUACGCUACUGAUUUAUUGAUGUUAUUAUAUUACUGUGUGAACAUCGAAAUUUACCAUCACGUUUAGCAAUAGUCAAAUAAAAGUAAUAAUAAAGGGUGUGUUGGUUUGAUAUUUUUAGUACAAUUAGCAUCUCCCAUAAAUUAGUUGUGCGCAUGCGCUCUUCUCGCGUACACUUGGCUGUGCUUUUCCUUUUCCUAAAUUCACGCAUGCGCAUUAUCCAAGAAUCGUUGCGCGGUACGAGAACGCAUGCGCACAAAGAAACACCUAAAAUUAACUCCUAUAUCAAUGUUAUAAAUAAAAUUCUUUACAAUAAUUGUUCACCUUUUAGCGUAAGUAAUACAUAAAAAAAAUCAAUUCAGAUUUUUUAUCGUCGUUGUUCGUUUGCUACAGGGAUUAUACUGGCUAAUACAUUUAUACAUAUUAGAACGUGUUGUAUAAAAUAAAUACACGUGAUUACUGAAUAUUGUUACAAUUAGUUAAUUUGAAAUUAUAUAAACCAUUAUCUUUA
This is a messenger RNA of Agrilus planipennis (emerald ash borer), 3290 nucleotides long. RefSeq names its product stress-induced-phosphoprotein 1. NCBI's taxonomy places the organism in Eukaryota, Metazoa, Arthropoda, Insecta, Coleoptera, Buprestidae. The record is from RefSeq and is a predicted model, not a curated record. Bases 272 to 997 code for a protein of 241 amino acids. The transcript is spliced from 6 exons. Gene Ontology annotation, molecular function: Hsp90 protein binding.